Molecule: messenger RNA, 339 nt
Organism: Chaetura pelagica (chimney swift)
Lineage: Eukaryota; Metazoa; Chordata; Aves; Apodiformes; Apodidae
Gene: TNNC2
Product: troponin C type 2 (fast)
Exons: 4
Coding region: 1-339 (112 amino acids)
Cellular component (GO): myosin II complex
Molecular function (GO): calcium ion binding
Source: RefSeq, a predicted model, not a curated record
AUGCCCCAGUACCUCCAUAUCCCGACGGACCAGCAGGCUGAAGCCCGUGCCUUCCUCAGCGAGGAGAUGAUCGCAGAGUUCAAGGCUGCCUUCGACAUGUUUGAUGCGGAUGGUGGUGGAGACAUCAGCACCAAGGAGCUGGGGACGGUGAUGAGGAUGCUGGGCCAGAACCCCACCAAGGAGGAGCUGGACGCCAUCAUUGAGGAGGUGGAUGAAGAUGGCAGCGGCACCAUCGAUUUUGAGGAGUUCCUGGUGAUGAUGGUGCGCCAGAUGAAAGAGGACGCCAAGGGCAAGUCUGAGGAGGAGCUGGCCAACUGCUUCCGCAUCUUUGACCGGUGA